Siniperca chuatsi (mandarin fish) is the source of this 1831-nucleotide messenger RNA. RefSeq names its product transcription factor HES-5-like. Gene Ontology annotation, cellular component: nucleus. The coding region runs from base 273 to 821 and encodes 182 amino acids. Lineage: Eukaryota; Metazoa; Chordata; Actinopteri; Centrarchiformes; Sinipercidae. Gene Ontology annotation, molecular function: protein dimerization activity; DNA-binding transcription factor activity, RNA polymerase II-specific; RNA polymerase II cis-regulatory region sequence-specific DNA binding. The transcript has 2 exons. The record is from RefSeq and is a predicted model, not a curated record. Gene Ontology annotation, biological process: regulation of neurogenesis; regulation of transcription by RNA polymerase II; anterior/posterior pattern specification.
GAUCCCAGCAUCAGGCAGCAGAUCGGCUCUCUCUACAGGGUCAACACUUUCCCAGAUUCACACAGAGCUCUGUGAGUCUCUCUCCAUCACCCCCCCAGUCCUCCACCUGUUCCCCUGAGAUCUAAUCAUUGUCCCCCAGGCAAUAACAGCAUUCACAGUGCUGCACCCCAUAUUGUCUCACCAAGCUCUCUGAUUGGCUGAGACUGUGAGAAACUCCAGCCAGACCCAAACCCACACAUUCAUAUGGAGAUGUGGGACUAUAAAUAGGAGGGAUGAAGCCAGCAGAGAUCAGAUUCUCUCUACAGAGACCUCUACAGCUCAGAGAUCCAGCCAUGGCACCUACAAUCACUGCAGCAAUGACCAACUCUCAGGAGCAUCUGACUCUGACCCACAAGCUCAGAAAGCCUCUGGUGGAGAAGUUACGCAGAGAGCGAAUCAACAGCAGCAUUGAGCAGCUCAAGUCUCUCCUGGGUCCAGAGUUCCUCAAACAGCAGCCAGACUCCAAGCUGGAGAAAGCAGACAUCCUGGAGAUGACCGUUUGUGUCCUGAGACGACUGCAGCAGCAGCAGCAUCAAGCUGUGGACUCAGCAGCUGUUGAUCAGGGCUACUCCAGGUGUGUCCAAGAGGUGGAACACUUCCUGUCCAAGGAACAGGUGAAGACACAGUCCCAGAGAAGACUUCUGACCGACUUCAACAAGCUGCAGUCUUCCUCUGAUAAGAACCUGAGAGAGGCUGACUUCUCUCUUCUGAGCUCCACAGUCCAGACCAGCAUCACCACAGAGAAGAGUCCAGCCAACAGCGCCCCCUGGAGGCCGUGGUAGACACCUACAGACUGGAGUGACUACCAGACAAACUGAGACGACCACAUUGGUCAAAGAUUACUGGACUGAAUUCUAUGAAAUUUUAUGGACUUGUUCUUCUGUAUGAACAGAAGCUGUAUUUUGUGUGUUUUCUUUGUGCAAGAUGACAUUUCCUGAGGAAAUGACAGCAACAAUAUCUUUCAAGUUAAGAAAGAGAACAUCUUAUCAUGCAUGAUGCAUGAACCAAAUCUGAUUGCAUCAGCAAUUAUUAUCAUGCCUCACUGUACUUCCAGUAUUGGAAGUAUAUAAUGCUAUGGUAACAUCUGUUAUCUUUUGAUUGAUAUUGAUCAGACUGAUCAAAAAACCUUAAAUGUCCUUUUUGUGGACAUAUUGUCAUAAUGGACUUUACCUCACUUAAAUCUCUGGUGAUUCAAAACUGAUCUGUUGUAAGAUCCAAAUGUUUAUCCUUUUUUCUAAAAGGUUUUCCUAAUGGUACAAUUUUCCUGUGAUGCUUUUAAGCCUCACUGCGCGUCAUGUGUUGGUACAACAUAGUCCAUAGCGUUAUUUAUUACCUCUUGAAAGGUUUUGAUGAUUUGGAAUUGAUUCAAAAUUGUCCUUUUUAUGGACAUUUUGUCAUAAUGGACUUUCCCUCACUUUAUGUGAUAACUGAAAAAUUAUCUGCUGUAAGAUCAGUAUGUUUCUCCUUCUACUGUAAAAGGUUUGUUUAAUGUCACAGUUUUCCAGUGACAAUGUAAUUUGUACAUUUUGAGAAUCAAUUGAGUUUAGUGGUUAUUAAGAACUAUGUGACCUGUUGUAAGGUCAGUUUUUACUAUGUUUUAUUUUGUUCAUUAAGUGCAAAUGUUUUGAUCCAUUUGGGAAAAAAAUCUCAAAGGACAGUGAGUACUGUGUCCUCAAAUAUUGUAAAUCGUUUGUCUUUUAUAAAGACAGCUGUUCCUUUACUCUCUCUGAGUACAGUGUGUCUUGUAGAAAUCUACAAGUUGUUGUUGUUGUGAUGUAUCAUCACCUCUAGU